AGAAUCAAAGAUUAGUCAAGAAAAUGCCUCGCUCGCGUUCGGAAGUCUUUCUGGGCCUGCUAAUGGUCCUGGUGCCAGUCCUGGCCCACUCCCAUCUCAGCAAUGUGCAGGAGCUGGAGCUCAGUUCGCUGCGCACCCACAAACAGCUUUUGCAGGCGGAGAUCGCCCGUCUUUUUCUCGAGCAACCGCCUCGAGCGGAGAACCAACUCCUGCUGGACGACCUGCAGCUGCGAGAUCACAAACUGGGUCAACAAAUAGAGAGCCUGGAGGAUAUCGCCAAGGGCGCGACCACACAAAGGCUGGCCAUAAAUCUGACCGCUGACUUUGAGCACCUGCAGCACAAACUGGACGAUUUGAAACGCCAACUUGAACUGCUGGAUGGACGGUUUGCCUCCCAAGAAAAGCAGCUUGAGGGCCACGCAUCCGAAAUAGCUCCGUCGGCGCCCUCCGGAUUGGGUUCCUUCCUCUGGGGACCCCUGCUCACCAUGCCAGAGUUUCCGCAGGGCAGUGUGGCCGGUGACCAGCAACAUAGCCACCACCAGGACCACCAGCAGGACCAGCAGCAGGGCUCCAGUCCCUCGAUCAUCAAACGAGUGCUGGACAUGCUCAGGCCUUCCGUGGGAGUAGCAAGCCUACGGAGCCGUUGGGCUGAAUCGGAGAAAUCAGCUGGAUCGGGUUUGGCCACGGCCAAGCCCGUCCACCCACUCAGCGCCGAGGAGCUCCUGCCACAGCUGCAGGAGCAGCGCAGGUUUCUGGACAAUGCCAUUACCCGACUAGAACUCCUGGCGGCCACGAAGGGCUCGAACAAGAAUAGAAUCAAUUAGGCUUUAAAUAGAAGUAUAAGAAUAAUCGAUACCUAAGGAAAGUUUUCAUUCAAAUCCGGCAGCAAGUACAAAGACAAAUCUACCUGAUUAUAAAUCGUCAAACUGAGGAUCAAACUUAAUCAAUUUGUACUGACAAAUAGAAGCUGUAGUAUUUAAAAGAUCACUCCAGUAAAGCCGCACCCAUAAAUUGUUGAGGUCGGAUGAUGAGUCGGCUGUUUUAUAGUAAUGACCGUACAUAGUAGCUAUUUAAAACAAGUUGGUUAAUUUGAAACAAAACCCCUAUUAAAUGAAGUUAAUGAGAAAAAAAUAAUAAAAGUCAUCAUUAAAUUUCUUAUUCUUUCUUAAAGUGUUAAACUACAAAUACUAAUACAAUCUGUGUGUCUUAGAGACAAGCUCGAAACGAUUGACUCAUUUGACCUACAAUGUCGCAACAACUUAAAAUAACCAAAUAAAAAGCCUUGCUACGUCAUCAGAUGAUAGGGGAAACUAUAAACCGUAAGCGUAACACCUGUUAACCUGUGUUCCACUCGGUGUUUGUCGGUUCUGAUAUGGCUGUUAUGCCUACACGCCCCUAUCUUAAGUGACUUGCUUUAUGAUGUAUGCAUAUGAUAUCGCUGAUAAAACUAUGAUUGAGCUUCAAUGAUGGGGCUUUUUCCUGACGAACAGGAAACUACUCGGGGCUCAAACAUUUCACCUAUCGUCAUGAUACGAGUGUGCUGAACUGCAAGAAUAGCAAGUCAUCUCAUAUUCACACACAGUGAGAACGAAAAGUAUGCUUUCAUGAUGGGCAAAAUUAAUACUUUAAUUUAUAAUAUAUUCCUUUAAAUAACGAACUUAUUUAAAAAUACAACCAUAAAAAGUAAACCUAUUGAAUAUUUAAUAAAAUAAAAACUGACUGCUUCUGGGUUCAAGAUGGUUUCAAAAUUAAUUACUACCAAAAAUGGUUCUAAUCGCCACACAUUGUUAUGCAGCCAGAAUCAAUACCUGUAAUUGGCCAGUAAAAAUACA
This is a messenger RNA of Drosophila rhopaloa, 1832 nucleotides long. RefSeq lists its product as uncharacterized. The transcript has a single exon. The record is from RefSeq and is a predicted model, not a curated record. Lineage: Eukaryota; Metazoa; Arthropoda; Insecta; Diptera; Drosophilidae. The coding region runs from base 24 to 824 and encodes 266 amino acids.